Colletotrichum higginsianum IMI 349063 is the source of this 4740-nucleotide messenger RNA. RefSeq lists its product as uncharacterized. Bases 1 to 4740 code for a protein of 1579 amino acids. The transcript is spliced from 2 exons. Lineage: Eukaryota; Fungi; Ascomycota; Sordariomycetes; Glomerellales; Glomerellaceae. The record is from RefSeq and is a predicted model, not a curated record.
AUGGCGAAGGACUUGCGCUUGCGCCUGGUGGUGCGACGCCACGGCGUCCCUGAUGUCAAACUUCUCUGGAACGCGACCGCCGACGAGGACUUGACCAUCUCGAAGCUUCUGGCCCAGGUCAAUGAGGUCGUUCCCUUAGAGAGCGGCGAAUGGGGCCUGGAAGACUACGCCGUCGAGCUUAAGGAUGCCUCUGGCGACGGCUUCGAAUGCGUCCACUUCCACCUUGUGAACAAGGUCCUCAAGGACGAUGACCAAGUCCUUAUUCGACCUCUUCUGACCGGCGAUCUCAAGAGACGACGACUGAGCGGCCGACACCAAAUAUCCGUCGACGGAAGACACCUCGUUGAUGGCCUUGCUUUCGGGCGCUCCUGGCUACGAUCCCCUCGAGACCGCCCUGCCGUCACCCUCCCACCCAGGAAGAAGGCUCGAAUCACCUACGGUAGCGACGACGACGGUGAGGAAGACUCUCCUUCGGAGGACGGUGACGAGCUUCCGAUGCUAGAGUAUGGAUCCACGAGAGCCAACGAUGACCCAGCGAGCGUCAAGCUUCGCACUCGAUUCUACGACGCCGACGCCGACGCCGACACGGAUGACGAUUCUGAGGACGAGGAGGACUUCGAACCAAGCCCCGAUGCAGCUGAGGACGACGACAUGGAUUCAGAGGACGCCGACAUCCAGGAUGAGCUGCGACUGCUUCGAGAAGACAACGCCGAUAUGCGAGAAGGGGAAAUAAUCGAGGAGUUAUGGAAUAUCCAACGCAAGAGAGCAUCGAGUGGACCAGGCAGCAGUCUUCACUCGUUUGACGCUUCAGAUCACUCUCCAGCGCCUUCUGCCAGCAACGCGCUCGUCAGGUCAAACGCACGAGCUGCCAGACACCGCCUCGAUCUGGAUACUCUGGACAAGAUUGCAGCUUUAAGAGCGGCGUUCCCGAAUGCCCAGGUGUCCGCCAUCGAGGAGGCUCUGUUAAGAUACAACAAGGAUUCAGCAAAGGCAUACCGCAAGCUUCGUAAAGCCUUCAGCGCACGCCUCAGUCUCAAGCAAACCCUGGAUCACCAGGCAAGAAGCUUGUCUAGCAGCCCCAUCCGACACGCCGAACCCAACGCGGGACGGGAACUCGUUCUUAGGGAGUCGAGUCCCUCCGAAAGGGCUUCGCAUGGCUCCGGACAGCAUGAGGACGAUGAAGAGGACGACGACGAGAAUUUGUCCACAACUCUCAACCACAAUGCCCAUGGGGAUAGUGACCUCAAAAGCGUAGAAGAGGGUUCGUCUUCUGACUCUGGUUCUGAUUCUGACUCGGAUUCGGAUUCGAGCUCUGGUUCCAGUGCCGCAGCCGCAGCAUCCGACUCGGAUCAGGAGGUGGAGGAACCUUCCGAUGACGAGGACGAAGCCGACUCGUCAGAACCCUCUUCCGAUGAUGGGGGCGAUGACGACGAUAACGAUGAAGACGACGAGGACAAUUCCGAUGAAUCAGAGGGUGCCGGGCCGGUCUUGAACCAAGACAACGCAGACUCUGAUGGCCAGGGAAAUUCCAGUCCGGAUGAUGAUUCGGGCUCGGAAAGCGCUGCCAGUGCCGACGCAAGUGUUACAGCCGCGAAGCAACGUCCCUCAAGAAGGCAUGACGCUGUCUCUGUCUCUUCGUCAGGCUCAUCCUCGGGUUCUUCAGAGGCAGACAGCAGCAGCGACGACUCUGAUUCUGAUUCCGAGUCUGACUCUGAGCCUGAGGAGAUUCCCAGCAAGACUCUCUCCGGCCAGCACCGACUUUUGGAACCUUCCCAACCACAACAGCCCGUACAGAUACCCGCACAGGCACCUCGAGCCGCCCCAGUUGCGGCAGCCGCACCUGCACAGGAGCAACCUAAUGUUCCUCCAGGCCAAGGGUUGAGCAAAACUCAGAAGAGGAAUGCCAGGCGAAAACUUGCCAAGCAACUGGCGGCUGGCAAGUCCAUGUCGGAUCAAGACGGCGUAGAAUCUCAGAAUCCUGCUCUCGCGGCCAGUGCAGAUGCGGCAGCGUUCCUCGCGAGAAAGCAAGCACUGCUCAACGCGAUUGCAUCUGACGGUCCAGCCGAGCGCUUCAGCCAAGAAUCAUCACUGGAGAUGUCCGGCCCUAGCCCGCAAGAGAUGGAAGUUGAUCAACCCUCCAUCGCCGGCGCUGACGCCACAGAGGCUCCGCAACCCUCUGAUGCGCAAGUGGAAGAAGCAACUGCCCGGCGCCGGAUGAAGCCAAACAUCGGGGCCACUCGCCGGAUGCUAAUGGGGUCACUGGGCCUCAAGAACCCCAAAACCAAAGCCGAUGAAGAUCGGAUCCGAAAAGACCUGAUGAAGGGCGUUCGCCCACACACCAACACUCGUCUGAUCGAGGCGGCGCCGCAUCCUGGCGAAUCGUCCCGAACACAAGAACCGGUAGAGGAAGACCCAGAAGCCUGGCGCGAGAAAAUCGCUUACCGAGCCGUAGAAUGCUGUCAUGACGGAAUCGAGCUCUCGGAACCGCCAUUUCCUUUUGUCCAGCGGUGGGACCCCCAACAGCAAGUGGAGGAAUGGUUUGGUUCGAAGAAUAAGCGCGGGGGCAAGCGUAAGCGCGUACAGCGCAAUCAGGCUCAAUAUUACGAGGACGGAGACUCCCAAGUGUCCAAGAAGCGCCGAGUAGCUGGGGAGAGCUUUGGCGUAACCUUCUCGGAUGCUGUCGAGUCUUUGGAGGAGGGCGACACGACUCUCAACUAUGAUGACCCGCCGGACGAAGAACCUAUAGUUGCCAAAGCCACUGCUGAGGGGAGCCAAGCGACAGACAUUGACGAUCUCCCUUCGCUACCUUCGGACCUGAACACCCUUUCGGAUCUCCGGGCAGGGGAAGCAAAGUUGGGCAUGGUUAUCACCUGGAAGCAGUGGCUCCUGUCUUCUGCGACCAACUGGCAGCCCGAAGUUGUCAGCCUGACUGGCGUUCUCGUCAGAGUGCAUGAUGAGGAAGCGAUGGAUCUCGAGUUCCUUCUGGCUCGGCGAGAUCGAAAUGUUGGCCAGACGGAGAAGAAGUACGACGAAGACACGGGAGAGAGGAUUUACGAUCGGUUUGAAGCGCCCGACGACGAUGAAGAUGAAGUGGACGACGAACCCGACCAGGGAUACCGCAGACUGAACUACACAGACCUCAUCGAGCCCAAGAUCCUGCAGCUACCCUUGGAGGACCAGGCCGAAGCCGCCGGCAAGGAAGACUCAAGCGCUGCUCCGACGGACAGCAUCGUUCAUGAGACGGUCUAUGACGGCCACACCGAGCCAUUCCACAUCGAUGCGGAGAAUCCCGGCCAGUCCGAGGCGCCUAUAGAUGGAAGUCAGUUACCAGUCAAUGCAAAGGAUGGUCAAGCCAAGGCUAAUACGGAUGACGCGCAGCCUCAAGUCGUCAUGGACAGUAACCCCCACCUUGACGCUACCUCGGGAGACGUUCACACUAGUCACGACGCCUCCGGUAUGCAGAUGGACAGUGCGGAACCCAUAGACGAAGAGAAUGUGCCUACCCCUGGAAGGAACAGCAAUUCCAGGGACCAACUCCCGGCGCCAACCACGGAAGAAGCGGACUCCCAGAGCUUGAAUGGAAAUGCUCUCUCCAUUUCCUCGGACCGCCGCCAUGAGAUCAGCAUCAUGAUACAGGAAGCGGGCUUCCGCAAGGAUGUCUCACCCUCCGUCAUCCGCCGUAAAACCAGCAGCCCUUCCCGCCAGCUGCUAGACAUGCAGGAGGCUGCGGGAGCGUCCCGCGUCGUGUCAAAGUCUCCUCUUUCCCAGGAGAGCAUGGUCGGCGAUAGCACGUCGCAAGCAGGCAACGAGGCCAAUCCUGUUGUGGGGUUCACUGGUGACGGCGGAGAAGCUGCCGCGCCGCUAUCUUCUGCGAGUAGCGUUCGAAGCGGUCGGCAACUUGAUCCUGAUGACUACAGCUUCAACUUGGGCGAUGACCUGCCGCAGAUCAGCGACACGGGGGACGGCUCUUUCCUCGAUGCUGAUGCGUCGACCCCGAAACCCAGAGCGCAGACGCCAACGAGGGCCCAGGAGGGCUCUGUUGCGCCUUCAACAGACGAGUCGCUCCCGUCGCUGGAAAGCCUGGCCCGAACCGCCUCGCAACAAAACUUGGACAAGCAUACACAAAGCCCUUCCCAAUCUCAAGUGGUGUCGGCCAUCGCAUCUCGCAAACCGAUCGUACAAUGUGACGACGAGUACGAGGCGGCCAUGCGUUUGGUUGACGAGGCUCGCAAUGAGGACGAAGAAGAGGAACACGAUGAGCUGCCGCAGAAUCUAAGAAGCACACGAAAGCGGCUUUUUCCCAACUCCAGCCAGCCAGACCCAUCAUCUCUAUCCGACUCUGUAGACAUGCCCGACAUCAAGCCCGCUGUAAUAUCGACGACACGCUCGCCAUCUGCCGGGACGCGGGAUAUCAAGCCUCUGCUGCGAAGGCGAGAACGGAGGGAAUCUCCGUUUCUGGUUCCUCCCGGCUCUCAGGUCGUCACAUUGUCGUCGAGCCCGCCCAGCUCACCACCUCAAGAGAGCUAUGCGGAAGACAGUAUCGAUGCGGAUUAUGAGGACGACAGCAACAAGAGCAGUCUAAGGAGGUCGUCCAGGGCCGGCUCGCGGGCCAUGAGCGUGCCGGCGAAGAGACGGACAACAGGGUCAGCGAGCGCAAGGGGACUCAUCCCCUCCAGCUCACUGCCUCCUAGGCCUGGUACGAGGGGGAGACGACAACGCAAGCCAUCGCCAAAGUUCUAG